GUCAUUUUUGACAACAAAAAUCGAUGAUUUUAAAUCUUUACGUGUCUUUUGUAAUACAUUAAUUUAAUUUUAUAUCGACAAAAUGAAGAUUCCUUACGUUGUAUCAACGAACACGAGACAUGCGUAUCGCACGGCCGAGUUUAUGCAACAGUCUAACGGCGAAGUGCAUCGCAGAAUAUUAGCAGAAAAUUUCGAAUGGGACGAUGGUUACACACCUGCACCACUCUCGUUAUUAGCUGCUGGUGCUCUGUCGAAGAUUUUCCAUAGAAUUAAUCCACUACACAGAAUAUUAAGAAAAGACCGAGAUAUUUUAAUGGAUUUAUUUCCAGCUGACAUCCCCCUCAAAUAUAGCGUCCGUUUAAUAGAGGAUGAACAAUACUGGAAGCGCUCGUUCAAUACCAAGUUCCCAACGAGGCUGGAACUUGGAGUAUCCUUCUGGAAAGGAAAGUAUCUAUCGACAUGUUUGCAAGAAUACUUGGAAAAUGCUAAGCCUGAUUUAUUCCUUGAGGAUGAAGCAACGGAGUUGGCUUCUUUGGUUAGUCCUUAUAUUUACCAAUUAGGAUUGAAUCAGCUACAAAUAAUUCGUCAACCAACGCCACCGGUUCCGGAUCCUAAUACAGUCGAGGACAACUGCGAAUUUAGCGUACCUAAAUUAUACGACCACAUACCACUAGAGCCUGUCCUAAGAAAGUUGUAUAAUCUGCAAGAAAUAUCUCUGGUCUUUGGACUAAAUAAUCUCGGUGAUGAAUAUUUGCCAAGAUACUUUGAAUUUUCUAUACAAGACUGUGAAUCUUUAUGCAGAGGUCUCGAACACUUGAAUCAUAUAAAAACAAUUCGUAUAAAUCGCAGCAACUUGGACUGUUCGAAGGUUAAAGUGAUUCUGCAGAAUAUUGUCAAGAAGGAAACUAUCGAAGAGUUAGAUUUCAAUCAUUGCAAGAUUGGCGAUUAUGGAAUGAAAGCUCUUGGUGGUUUUAUAUACGUUCAUAAGAAUAUAAGGAGAAUCCGUAUCGCUAAUAAUAGAUUUAAAGAAACAGGUGUCGCGGGUAUAGCGUAUGCAUUGCAAAUGAACCCAGAGGCGCCGAUCGAACUUAUUGACUUCAGUUUGAAUCCAAUGUCGCUACAAUGCGCUACAACGUUUGCGGCUGCGUUUGUACGUUGCAAAGAAAAACCAAAGACGUUGAUUGUCAACUCCUGCGGGUUCCGAGGAGCGAGCGCUGAGAAGAUGGCAGGCCUUCUGUGCUUGAACAGAGGUCUGACCAGGUUGGAUAUGGCAGCUAAUAAUUUGUCAGGAGAAGCGGAGGCAACAUUACUGAGCGCGUUAGAACAGAAUAGAAGGAUACUUCGAAUUGAUUUACGAAGAACGCAUAUAUCAGAAGAAACGCAAGCUAGAGUUGAUCAAUUGCUAGAGCGUAACAGGAACCUUGUUGGACAAGAGUCGGAGGCCAGUGAAGAAAUACCACCGCUGUACCUCAACGAACCAGAGUACCUGAUUUGGGAGUACAAUCCUAAUAAUCCUGAUUAUAUUCCCGGAAGAUAUCCAGAACGUGUUCCUGAAAUUUAAUUCCAUAUUUAAAUGGUAGUUUUUUUUUAGUAUUCAGUUAUUUUAUUUAGUUUUAAACUCCAAACGAAUUGCGUUUUUUUUGGAUAAUUUCGCAAACUGAAUUUCUGAUCUUUUACUUUUGUGUUCCUUAUCCAAAUUAUACAUUAUUUAAUACA
Messenger RNA from Papilio polytes (common Mormon), 1716 nucleotides. Its product is annotated as T-complex-associated testis-expressed protein 1-like. The transcript has 6 exons. Lineage: Eukaryota; Metazoa; Arthropoda; Insecta; Lepidoptera; Papilionidae. The record is from RefSeq and is a predicted model, not a curated record. The coding region runs from base 83 to 1561 and encodes 492 amino acids. Gene Ontology annotation, molecular function: protein binding.